AUGGACUCCGAGGGCUUCACCGCCGUGCGCCGCCGCCGGGGCAGGGGCCCCCGCAGCAGGCCCGAAGCUGUACCCUAUGAGGGGGGGGGGGCCCCCCAAGACGCAGCAGCAGCAGCAGAGGGGGCCCUCACGGACGCGGGAACAGCAGCAAUGGAAGCAGCAGCAGCGCAGCUGCUGCGCCGGCUGGACCCCCAGGAAGCAGCAGCAAACCAAAGCGACUCCGAACCCGAACCCAUGCACCCCGACGGGGCCCCCCAGGGGGCCCCCCCGGGGGCCCCCCCGGGGGCCCCCCCGGGGGCCCCCCCUGGGGGGGCCCCCCAGAGGGGGCCCCCCCGGAGGAAGGAAAGAGCAGCAGCAGCAGCAGCAGCAGCAGCAGCAGCAAAUAAAGAAGAUGCUUUUAUUCGGAGGCUGGCAGUGCCGCAGCACCGGCUGAGUCCGCUGCGGCAGCAAUGGGUGGAGUUGAUAAGGCCUUUGGUGCUGCAGCUGCGGCUGCAGGUGCGGAUGAACUUGCGGCGGCGGUGCGUGGAGCUGCGGGCAGCCCCCGCUGCUGCUGCUGCUGCUGCUGCUGCUGCUGCUGCGGGGGCCCUGCUGCUGCAGCAGGGAGAUGACCUCUCCAGACUCGCCAAAGCUGCAGAUUAUGUCAAAGCUUUCCUCUUGGGAUUCGAACUCAGAGACGCGAUGGCCCUUUUGAGACUCGAAGACAUGUACUUGGAGUCCUUCGAAGUCCAAGACGUCAAGCGCCUCGCAGGCGCCCACUUCUCCCGGUGCAUCGGGCGGCUGACUGGGCGCAACGGCUCCACGCGCUUCGCCAUUGAAAACGCCACCCGAACUCGAAUAGUAAUUGCAGGAAGAAAAAUUCACAUUUUGGGAUCUUUUGAAUGCAUAAAACUGGCGAGACAUUCCAUUUGUUCUUUGAUUCUGGGAAAGCCGCAAGGCAAGGUGUACAGCCACCUGCGCACCGUGGCCAAGCGCCUCAGCCAGCGGAUCUGA
Messenger RNA from Eimeria necatrix, 990 nucleotides. RefSeq lists its product as hypothetical. NCBI's taxonomy places the organism in Eukaryota, Apicomplexa, Conoidasida, Eucoccidiorida, Eimeriidae. Gene Ontology annotation, cellular component: nucleolus. Gene Ontology annotation, molecular function: RNA binding. The transcript is spliced from 2 exons. The record is from RefSeq and is a predicted model, not a curated record. Bases 1 to 990 code for a protein of 329 amino acids.